GCGAUGUCGAGGCAGAGAGUUUGGUGUGGGAGAGGGACAUGGACCGAGGGCGCUCUUCCGACUAGCACAGGCCGAGAGCGACUCAUAUAGCCAGAACUCUUGAAAUAAUAGAUGAGAUCGGGUCUUCGAUAUCCUAAAACAAAACCUCGUAUAAGCAGCCCAUCUUUCACAUCUACUUCACGCACACACUAACACGGCAUUGAUGGUAAUGUAUACAAGGAAACAACCGAGACUCGGCGAUGGGUGCAACGACCGAAGGGACUCUCAGCCCUACCAGACUUUUAAAUACACGUCUAAGAGUCACCCGGGUGGUGGUGAUCCCCGGCAUGAGAAGACACGAGAGAGCAAUGAGGCCACGCCGCCGUGCAAGAUGUUGCGCAGAUCAGACAGUCCUGACAGCAAGCACACUGAGAGCAGUGCACACAGCAGAGCUAAAUCCACACAUCUCCACCGGGCCAGAGACCGAGACGGAGGCACCAGUAUUUCCCCUCAAGAGAAUUCACACAACCACAGUUCGCUGCACAGCUCCAACUCUCACCCGAACCCCAAUAAAUCAGACACAGCAUACGACCCUGCAGAUGACUGGUCGGAGCACAUCAGCUCUUCAGGGAAGAAGUACUACUACAAUUGCAGAACAGAAGUUUCACAGUGGGAGAAGCCUAAAGAGUGGCUGGAGAGAGAACAGAGACAAAAGGAGGCAUCUAAGAUGGCAACGGCAACAGCGGUGGUCAAUAGCUUCCCUAAAGACAGAGACUACAGACGUGAAGCGAUGCAGGCUGCUCCCACAAGCUUUACCCCCACUAAGUCUGUAGUUGCCACAGAAAAGUCUUCAUCCCUCACCCCGUCCUCUUCCUCUGCUGCUGUGUCUGGGCUAAGUGCCACCAAUCCCGCUAGCUCCGCGUCAAGUUCUACAGUUUCCCCGGUGAUGCAGUCCCCUGCUACACCUACUAUCCUACAAGACCCCUCCCUUUUACGCCAGCUUCUCCCAGCGCUACAGACGGCCCUGCAGUUGAACAAUGCUAGUGUGGAUAUGUCUAAGAUCAAUGAAGUUCUCACAGCUGCAGUAACACAAGCUUCACUGCAGUCAAUGCUCCACAAGAUCCUAACUGCUGGUCCGUCUGCCUUCAAUAUCACAACACUUCUUUCACAGGCUGCCCAGCUCUCUAGUCAAGCUCAGCAGUCUAGCCAGUCUCCGAUGUCCCUGACGUCAGAUGCUUCGUCCCCCCGGUCAUAUGUGUCUCCGAGGAUCAGCACACCCCAGACUAACACGGCACCUUUAAAACCUCCCCUGAGUAUCACGCCUGUCUCAUCUCAGACCAAGGCAAAUGCUCUGGGGAUUAAGACCAGUUCUCUUCCUCCACCCUCGUCUCAGCAGCCCCUCCCUUCAGAUAAACACCAUGACAACAGCAACUCCCCACGGACACUGCAGCGACAGAGCAGUAGCCAGAGAAGUCCUUCUCCUGGUCCAAACCACGUUGGAAACAGUAACAGCAGCAAUAAUGGCAGUGGUGGCGGUCAGAGCACUGGCAUGGGGAGUGGAGCAGGGCCUGCCAGUUCAGUACCAACUGGAACACCCACGUCCAGACAAGGCUGCUCCUUCACUCCUUCGCUGGCAGCACACUUUAACGAGAACCUCAUCAAACACGUGCAAGGCUGGCCUGCAGAGCACGUCGAGAAACAGGCAUCACGAUUACGUGAAGAAGCUCACACCAUGGGCAGUAUUUACAUGUCUGAAAACUGUACAGAGCUAAAGAACCUGCGCUCACUAGUGCGCGUGUGUGAAAUCCAGGCCACACUGCGUGAACAGAGGAUACUCUUUUUGAGACAACAGAUUAAAGAACUCGAAAAGUUGAAGAAUCAGAAUUCCUUCAUGGUUUGAGAACUUGGUUUGUUUGGUGUGGGUUUUACCUAGAUGGACAGCAGUGGUAUGAGGAUGAGUAGGAAUCCAUUUUACAUGCACAGAACCUGGAGAAUCAGCGUGCUGCUGUUCUGCUCUGGGUCCAGUCUUACGCAAAAGGAGCGGCAGCGAACUGUUGACAAAAUGGCAUGGUAGAGGGAUGAUGGGUGGAGGUUAUGGGCCAGAGGAGGUGAAGAUGUUUUGGGACCUGCUCUUUACCAGGGGCCGUGUAUAUGUAGAUUUCUUGUAGAUGUUGUUUUCAUGUUGUAAAUACGUUUUGUAGAUGAAGCCAUGCCUAUCAGAAAAGCUUUUGUCAUCCAAUUGAAAAAAAAAGAAGACCUAAUCAGCACCAACUUUAGCUGAGGACAUUCGUGGUCUUCGAUGUCCAUGUGUAGGGGGAGAAAUCUGGCUACAGAUUUUAAAACCUGCUUUUGAAAAAAAAAAAACAGAAACCUGCUUGUCAGGGGGGAAAAAAAAAACA
Clarias gariepinus (North African catfish) is the source of this 2378-nucleotide messenger RNA. It is a transcript of the gene waca, whose product is annotated as WW domain containing adaptor with coiled-coil a. Gene Ontology annotation, molecular function: chromatin binding; RNA polymerase II complex binding. The coding region runs from base 203 to 1879 and encodes 558 amino acids. Gene Ontology annotation, cellular component: nucleus. The record is from RefSeq and is a predicted model, not a curated record. Lineage: Eukaryota; Metazoa; Chordata; Actinopteri; Siluriformes; Clariidae. Gene Ontology annotation, biological process: regulation of autophagy; positive regulation of TORC1 signaling. The transcript has 13 exons.